Symsagittifera roscoffensis is the source of this 1738-nucleotide messenger RNA. RefSeq lists its product as uncharacterized. Gene Ontology annotation, cellular component: cytoplasm. Bases 135 to 1658 code for a protein of 507 amino acids. Lineage: Eukaryota; Metazoa; Xenacoelomorpha; Acoela; Convolutidae. The record is from RefSeq and is a predicted model, not a curated record. The transcript has 9 exons.
AGCAGUUGCUAAUCCAGUCAAAACAAUCAAACCAAAAUAACAAAUGCGUUUCUACCUAUUCUAAUUUGUUGUUUUUUUCUAUCACUUGGAAUAACAGUUCAUAACAGAAAAAGAAGAGGUUAAAUCUGAUAUAAAUGGGGCUGCAAAACCAAGUCGCAAUAUCUCGCAAGAUCGGUGCCCACUCGGACAAAGCCGAUCUGGCGGCCCGACUACUUCAACUAUACGAGUCCACAGCCAACCCUCAAUUUAGAAGACAGUGUCUACGAAUGAUAUCCUCCCUCACCCGAGAUGAAUCCAAGUCAGAGGGGGGCAGGGAUAAAUGUAGAGCAGACGACAGAGGCGGACUGCUGGCGAGAAGUCAAACAACGAGAGAGAAAAAGCCGAGACAGGCUUUCGUAGACUUGAAGGCACAGACUCAAUCGGUUUCCAAACUAAUUGAGAAGUCAGAAUUAUGCAGUGCUCUUUCACUUGAAGAUGAAUGGCGUGUUAGGAACGCAUACCAGACUAGUUAUCAGAGACAGUUUCCAAUUGAGAAUACAUUCAAAGAAGCCCAAUUAGGACAGCCUAUGAGCUCCUGCCUCAUAGAAGAGCCGAUGCAGGCUCCAAAGCCCUCAAAUCGCGACAGCAAAAAAUGCAAGGACUCCACGAGCCAAAAUGAGUCAAAACUGAAAGCUUCCAGCACCUUCUGCCGAUUCCUCCCCCGAGUCCCCUGUCAGCCUCUCACGAGAUAUGGGGAGGAGUUUUACGAAAAGGGAUUCCAAAAAGCUCAACCUGUGAGAGCAGCCUCUGGGUCCGGGUUGAGAAAGAAUAACCCGCAAACCAAAAUGGAUUUCAUGAACUGGCAGAACUCGAAACAAAGAGAAAAAGUAUCAGCAAGCAGUUAUGACGUAACAGCGAGUGUGCCGAAUGUGAAUGACAUAAUAGUCUACCGAGUAAAAAAUGGAUCUCACACCGAGCGGAAUCUGAGCGGGAAAGACUCGCCGUGGAAGAAGAACGAAAUGAACCACCCGGCGGCACGACCGAACACGGCAAGAAACCCUUUUCGAAUAAACGACUCGCGAGUGGAGAACGCAAUACGAGACAAAACGAGAUCCAUUUACCAAGUUGACUAUCUUGGCGCACCUCAAGGUGUCAAUCUACGAACUGCGUUCUUCGACGUUAGCGACCUGAACGCCUCUGGUGAGAAGCCAAGUCCUCCAAAGACCCUAGACACGAACAGUAGAAUCUCCUAUCUGCGGCCGAAGAAGCAACCGGCUUCACUUCGGCCCCAGACCACCAGAUAUGAGUGCAACCCUGGUUUCCACAUACCAGCUUUGGGAGUUGUGCCCCUGAUAAGCGAAGGCGACGUGGACCUGAGUUCGUUGGGGGAGAGGGGUGCGAGGACAACCUACUCUAGAGAAUAUAACCACAAGAGACCUUUCACCGCACCCGGUAGUCGAUUUGGAAACCGACCUGACCACAAACCCAUUCCAAAUGUAUCUCUCGUUCUCAAUUCGACAGAUUUUGUGGAUGAAAACGGAGUGUUGCUGAACAAAGAAGAGAUCUUCAAACGGGCUAGAAGUGCACGUGUGAAUGAGUCCUUGACCUAUCGGAAGCCUUUGAAGCCGACUAUUAUCAGCAUUCAAGAACCCUUCAGUCAGUGGUCUGGUCCAGAAUAGAUUAAAUUUCCUUUUAGAUCUACAUGAUUAUAUAAAAACUGAUAAAAUUAGUGGAAUCAUCUCUAGAUUUAUUAUCAUAA